CGGAGGCGCCCCGUCGCCGCGUCGCGCUGCGGGCCCGUCGGAGCGACGCCGCCAAGGGUCAGUCGGCGGCCGGAGAGGGAAGAUGGACGCAGCUACUCUGACCUACGACACUCUCAGGUUUGCCGACUUUGAAGAUUUCCCCGAGACCUCGGAGCCAGUUUGGAUCCUGGGAAGAAAAUACAGCGUGUUCACAGAAAAGGAUGAGAUCUUGUCUGACGUGGCCUCAAGACUGUGGUUUACGUACAGGAAAAACUUCCCAGCCAUCGGGGGGACAGGCCCCACGUCGGACACAGGCUGGGGCUGUAUGCUGCGCUGUGGACAGAUGAUCUUCGCCCAGGCUCUGCUGUGCCGGCACCUGGGCCGAGACUGGAGGUGGGCUCGGCGCAGGAGGCAGCCGGACAGCUACUUCAGUGUCCUCCACGCCUUCCUGGACAGGAAGGACAGUUACUACUCCAUCCACCAGAUAGCGCAAAUGGGAGUUGGUGAGGGCAAGUCUAUCGGCCAGUGGUACGGCCCCAACACCGUCGCCCAAGUCCUCAAGAAACUAGCUGUGUUUGACACGUGGAGCUCCCUGGCCGUCCACAUCGCCAUGGACAACACGGUGGUCAUGGACGAAAUCAGACGGCUAUGCCGGAGCAGCCCUCCCUGCACCACGGCCGCAGCCCACUCUGCUGACCCCAGCCCACACUGCAAUGGGCUGCCAGGCGCAGGCGCAGCGGCCCCGUGGAGACCCCUGGUGCUGCUCAUCCCACUGCGCCUGGGGCUCACAGACAUCAACGAGGCCUACGUGGAGACGCUCAAGCACUGCUUCCGGGCACCCCAGUCCUUGGGCGUGAUCGGAGGGAAACCCAACAGUGCCCACUACUUCAUCGGCUACGUCGGUGAGGAGCUCAUUUACCUGGACCCGCACACCACUCAGCCUGCCGUGGAGCUCGUGGAUCCCUGCAGCAUCCCCGACGAGAGUUUCCACUGCCAGCACCCACCCUGCCGCAUGAACAUCGCUGAGCUGGACCCGUCCAUUGCCGUGGGCUUUUUCUGCAAGACCGAGGAAGACUUCGACGACUGGUGCCAGCAAGUCAAGAAGCUGCCGCUGCUGUCAGGCGCCCUGCCCAUGUUCGAGCUGGUGGAACAGCAGCCCUCACACCUGGCCUGCCCUGACGUCCUGAACCUCUCUCUGGAUGCUUCCGACGUAGAACGACUGGAAAGGUUCUUUGACUCAGAAGAUGAAGAAUUUGAAAUCUUGUCCCUUUGA
Chrysochloris asiatica (Cape golden mole) is the source of this 1252-nucleotide messenger RNA. RefSeq names its product autophagy related 4B, cysteine peptidase (gene ATG4B). Gene Ontology annotation, molecular function: protein-phosphatidylethanolamide deconjugating activity. The transcript is spliced from 13 exons. Bases 83 to 1252 code for a protein of 389 amino acids. Lineage: Eukaryota; Metazoa; Chordata; Mammalia; Afrosoricida; Chrysochloridae. The record is from RefSeq and is a predicted model, not a curated record.